AUGGCGCAAGUGAAUUUGGACUAUAUGAUGGAUCCGGGUUGGCCGUUUUUGAGACAAGCUCAAGAUGAGGCACUUAAGGUAACUCUUUUUUAUUUUGAAAUAACAGAUUUCUAGAAAUUUUUCCAAGAAGCUUGUAGCUCCUUUUAGAAAUUUUCAACAAAAAAUUUGAUCUCAAAAAUUUUUUAUAAUCUUAAAUGUCUUAUAAUCAAAAAAAAAGUUUUUGGCCGAGUUCCAAAGACAAAUAUUUACCCAUUUUUAUCUCUCUUUUUAUCUGACUGACAAGAUUUUACAAGAAAGAAGCAAAAAAAAGAGCGAAGAAAAAAACGCGGGGGCUUUUUGGUUUUUAAGGGAAUGAGUACUGUAGAGGAGAAUUUUUGGCGGGAAAUUUGGGAAUCAAUUUUUAUUAGAGAAAUUUGAAGAUCAACAUGUUAAUUUUAAAAAAACUGGUUCAAAAAAUAUUUAGUCAAAUUUUUUAAAUAAGUUUUCAACUUUCAAAUUCUCAUUUUACAUUAUUUUUGGGUACUGUUGAAUUUUUUUGAUUCGUAAAUAUCUCGUAUACAAAAUUCCUAACAGAAUUUCGCUGAACUGUGAUUUAUUUGUGAAUUAAAAAUCUGGUAGAUCACACUACCACGUGGAUUCUAUGUUUCUCUCCAAAAUUUGAAUAUACCAUUUUUGCGAGUAUUUUUUCAACUGUGCACGUCGUGCCACCACACAAAUCCGAGGAGACGCAGAGAAAAAAAGACACCGUACUCCUCCCCGGUCGCACAGGUGAAUCGCUGCAAGACCAAUUGCCGAAACCGUACUCUCCCCGGUUCCUCAGGUGAAUCGCUGCGAGACCAAGCUUCAAACCGUACUUUCCCCGGUCCCCCAGGUGCAUCGCUGCGAGACCACACAAAAGCUCUGCGUCUCCACGAAAUUAUCUUUCUCCAUUUUUCUGGCACGACGUGUGUGAAAUAUUGUCUGCCACGUGGCCACGUGUUUUCCCUCAAAAAAUACUUCCCUUCAGGAACAAGCCGCUCGUCGUUUCGACAACAAAACUCAUGCAUGGGUUCCGGAUCCAGCCGAAGGUUUCGUCACUGCCGCCAUUGCUGUUCAAGAAGGAGAUAAUUAUACCCUAACUAUGCCUGAUGGAACUCAAGUUUGUCUCUUUUUUUGAAAACUGAAAACUUGCAAAAAUAAAAUGAAUAAUUAUUUUUUCCAGAAAAAAUUGGGAAAAGAUGAUGUUCAAGAGAUCAAUCCGGCGAAAUUCGAAAAAACCGAAGAUAUGUCGAAUUUGACAUUUUUGAAUGAAGCAUCGGUUUUGCACAAUUUACGUCAGAGAUAUUAUUCAAUGAUGAUUUAUGUGAGUUUGGGUAUUUUGAGACCUAACAUGAGCAAUGCUGAAAAUUGUAUGGUUUUUGAGCUAAAAUUAAUUUUUCGGGAAAAUUUGGUGAUUGUAUGAAAAUAAAUCAAGUUCUAAUUUUUGCUAACAUGAGCAAUUUUAAGAGACCCCAAAGAAAUCUAUUGUAUUCAUUUUUUUCAGACAUAUUCUGGACUCUUCUGCGUCUUCAUCAAUCCUUAUAAAAUGUUACCAAUUUACACGGAUUCCGUCGCCAAAAUGUAUGUAAAUAAACGACGCGCUGAAAUGCCACCACAUCUUUUUGCUGUUUCCGAUGAAGCAUUUAGAAAUAUGAUGACAGACAAAGAAAAUCAAUCAAUGUUGAUUACUGGAGAAUCAGGAGCUGGAAAAACUGAAAAUACAAAGAAAGUCAUCGCAUAUUUUGCAAUGAUUGGAAGUGGAGGAAGUAAAGAAACAUCUUCGCUUGAAAAUCAAGUUGUUCAGGUGAGAAUGGCAAUUCUUUGGGUGGGAAAUCAUGUUCUCUUCUGAUUAUACAGACUUUCAGAAAUCGGAAAAAGGGUUAUUAACUUUUUCAAAAACGGUUCAUUCGAAUUUAAAAAUAACUUUACUGUCCGUUCGCCAGCGAAGGAAACGCGGCCAAACGCGCCCCAUUGAUAAACAACGCAUUUUUGUGCGGCCAUUCAAACAAUAAUUUUUAUUCUUUUACUGUUUUUCAUGCGAAAAAAGGCAUUUCCACUAAUUGAAAAAUGAGGAAAUUGGUUAUUGUGGAAACUACUGAGUUGAAAAGGUUUUACCUGACCAUUUUCACUUAAAAUUGGUGCAUUUGGACAGAAAUGAGCAUAGAAAAAGUGAAAUUUUCUUAUUUCGGUUGGAAACGAUAUAUAACUAGUUGGAAAACAAAAACUAAACAGUUUAUCAACAAAAUUAAUCAAGAAAAUAGAUUAAAUUAGUGACAAAUCACAAUUUUCGACCAAAAAAACCCGACUUCCUCAUCAUUUCUAUCAAAACUCCGAGCGAACCGAUGUCUUUUUCGCAUAAAUCUUGUUGAGAAGUUGUUUUCUUUGUCACUAAUGUGCACUUGCAUCAUUUGAAUAGCACAUUGAUUGAUUUGAGGCAUUUUUGAGCAAAUUAUCCAUAACAUAUCGCCAUUCAUUUCAAAAUUGCGAUGAAAACCGCAAAAAUCACUAAUUUUCAAUCAACAACCUGAAAAUUGCAUCAUUGUCAUAGAAAAUACAUAACUAAACAACUAACCUUCGAUUUGAAUUGAACUGCGACUACAAAACACUCCAAAAAUCGAUUUUAUAACACUUUUUCGAUCGAAACAUCGAAUUCCAUCGAAAAAAAUCCAUAAAUCGCUACCAAAAACCAUUUUGUUCGGGCAAACUUGGAAGAUAAGUAUAAUUCGAGUUUUGCCAACUUCUGAAAGCAGAAAAAUUACAAAAUUGCUUCUUUUUUGGGGAAAAAAGAGGAAAAAACAAGAAAAAACGGGAAAAAAAUGAAAAAAAUUGGGUCGGCAAAAAAAGCAAACUACGGUAUGUAGUUGGAGCGCGUUUCCUUCGCUGAAAAACGAACAGUACAAUCUAUGUUUUGAAUUGACGUGAACCCUAAAAUUUCUCAAAACAUCCCAUUUUUGAUCAUUUUGAAAUAUUCUCCUUUUCCUAAAUCGUUUCAACCCUAAUAUAAGUUCAGGCAAAUCCAGCAAUUGAAGCAUUUGGAAAUGGAGCAACUACAAGAAAUUAUAAUUCAUCGAGAUAUGGAAAAUUCAUCCGGAUUCAUUUUGAUCGAAAAGGAAAAUUGGUUGGAGGAGAUAUUGAACAUUGUAAGUUUGAUUCGGGGAGAGAGUACUGUAAUUUUUGGCAAAAAAAAAAUCUGAUGUGAAAGUUUUGCGAAUUUUUCAAUUGAAAAUUGAAAACUUUGAAAUCCACGUGGAAUCUUAGGAGCUGUAGAUUUUUCCACUUGAUUUUCGAAUUCAAUUUUUGUCAAGUAAUCCUAUCUUUUGAUCACUAAACCAAUUUUUUUGCAGAUCUUCUCGAAAAAUCUCGUGUCAUCAAACAGGCUCCUAGAGAACGUUCCUAUCAUAUUUUCUAUCAAAUUAUGACUCAAAAACCGCUUCGCGAAAAAUUCGGAUUAACUGAUAAUAUUCGCGAUUAUAAAUUUGUGUCUCAAGCCGAGAUUACUGUACCAGGAAUGAAUGAUACCGAAGAAUUUGGAAUCACUGAUGUCAGUUUUUCUUCAGAUUCUGAUGUUUCCCUCCUAAAUUUCACUCAAUUUCAUUUCCUUACUUGCAGAAUGCUUUCACCGUGAUGGGUUUCUCAGAUCGUGAACGCGAAGAUCUUUACAAAUUGUGCUCUGCAAUUAUGCACAUUGGAAAUUCAACAUUCAAACAAAAACCACGUGAUGAACAAGCUGAAGUUGAUGAUAUUUCGCCAGCUGAAAAUGCAUCGAAAUUAUUUGGUGUCAAUUGUGACGCAUUUUUGACAGCUUUGACAAGACCAAGAAUAAAAGUUGGAAUGGAAUGGGUUAACAAAGGCCAAAAUGUUCAACAGGUAAGAUUUGAGGGGGUUUAGGACCAUUUUUAGAAAGGUUUGCACAGUCUUUUAUCAUUAUUUUUGGAGAAAUUGAAUCUGGUUUGAAAUGUUCAUGAAAAAACUUUUCUGAGCAUAAUUUCCACGUCAUAGCUAGUGGUUUUUAUUUCAAUUUAAACAUCUGAAAUGGAACUGAGCAAUCUAAUUUCUCAAAACUUGCAUUAUACAAAUUUUGAAACGUAGAUUUUUGAGAUAAAAAUAUUUUUUAGAAAUGUUUGAAAAAUUCUGAAUAAAAUUGUCCUAAUCAAAAACCAUCUAAUAUUAUUUACAGGUAGAUUGGGCAGUUGGAGCACUCUCCAAAGCGAUCUACGCUCGCAUGUUCAAUUGGUUGAUCAAGCGAGUUAACAAAACAUUACAAGCCUCAAUGGAAGAUAAUAUGUAUUAUAUUGGAGUGUUGGAUAUCGCCGGUUUCGAAAUCUUCGACAGAAAUUCAUUCGAACAACUUUGGAUCAAUUUUGUGAAUGAAAAACUUCAACAAUUCUUCAAUCAUCACAUGUUUGUUUUAGAACAAGAAGAAUAUCAGAGAGAAGGAAUUGAAUGGACAUUUAUUGAUUUCGGUUUAGAUCUUCAACAAUGUAUUGAAUUAAUUGAAAAACCUUUGGGAAUUGUAUCAAUGUUGGAUGAAGAAUGUAUUGUUCCAAAAGCAACUGAUAUGACAUAUGUUGAUAAAUUAUUGACACAACAUCUUGGAAAACAUCCAAAUUUCCAAAAAGCAAAACCACCAAAAGGAAAACAAGCCGAAGCUCAUUUCUCAAUUGUUCAUUAUGCUGGAACUGUUCGAUAUAAUGCUGAACAAUGGUUGGAUAAAAAUAAAGAUCCAUUGAAUGAUUCAGCUGUUGCUGUUUUGAAAACAAGUGAUAAAGAAGGAGUUUUAUAUCAAUUAUGGGAAGAUUAUCAAACUGAUGUUGAUAGAGAAGAAAAUGAAAAAAGAGGAAAAACUGGAGGAGCUGGAGGAGCUGGAGGAAAGAAAAAAGGAAAAUCUGCAUCAUUUUUGACUGUUUCAACUAUGUAUCGAGAAAGUUUGACUUCUUUGAUGACUAUGUUGCAUACAACUCAUCCACAUUUUAUUCGUUGUAUUAUUCCAAAUGAAAAGAAAACAAGUGGAUUAGUUGAUGCACCUUUGGUUUUGAAUCAGGUCAGGAAGCUUAUGCAUUAACCAUUUUCAAAACUCACAAAAAUAAGACAAUUCCUUGAAACAGUGAAAAAUUUUCUAAAAAUUUGAAAAUAUGAUUUUAGGAUCCAAAUCCACGAUCAGAAAAUUCAAAAUUUCUCAAAAACUUGGACAUUUUUUGAAACAGUGCAAAAUUAAACAUUUUUUUGUAAUUUUUGAAACUGAACCUUUUCAACUGAGUCGAAAAAUCAAGUAACCAUUUUAUUUGCAGCUAACUUGCAACGGAGUAUUGGAAGGAAUUCGAAUUUGUCGCAAAGGUUUCCCAAAUCGUAUGAUGUUUGCCGAUUUCAAACAAAGAUAUGCAAUCUUAUCAGCUCAAGAAGCAGAAGACAAAGAUGCUGGAAAAGCAUCGAAAGCAAUGCUCAGAAAAUUGAGCAAAGACGGAAAAAUUAAUGUGGAAAAUUUCCGAGUUGGAUCAACUAAGGUGAGUUAGGAAAGAGGGAGGAGUUCAGGUAGAACAUGGAAAUGUUUUACAGGUUUUCUUCCGCGCUGGAAUGUUGGCUCAUUUGGAAGAACUUCGUGAUGAAGCACUUACUGUUAUUACUGUCAAAUUUCAAAGUGCUGUUAGACAUUAUUUGGCCCAGGUUUGUGAUAUUUUUGGGGAAAAACUUUGGCUUACAGUUGUCGAAAGUGGUCCGCUUGAAUUAUUCAAAAAAUCUUUAGGUCCAAGUGAUCGGACCACUUAAAAAGGGUCCAAUUCGGAUUUUUCAAAGUUUCCAAACCCCCAUCCCUUAUUCAUUAUGUGUCCUCAUUUGUGUGUGCUAUUAACACACACAUAGUUUUUUCCCUCCAAAAAAAUCUCCGGGAGAUAUUGGAGUAAGUGAUAAAAUGGGGGAUGCGCAGAACACAUUGUUUAUUUUUGCACCGCGCAGCGAUCGAUUUGAGCUCGAAAGAAACAAUCUUCGUUUUCAGUGCGACUACAAACGACGUUUGGAUCGCGAAGAGGCUUAUCCGAUUUUGCAACAGAAUAUUCGAGCUUGGAUUAAGUUGCGGUAAGUCUUAGAAAUUCUCAAGCUGAAAAUCAAGAUUUAUUUUAGCUCUUGGCCGUGGUAUCGUCUUUUCUCGCGUCUGAAACCUAUGCUUAAAGGAAUGAAAUCGAACGCCGAAAUUCAAGAAUUGGAGAGAAAAUGCAAAGAAUUGGAAGAGAGCCAAAAGAGAGAAGAAGAGGCGAAGAAGAAAUAUGCGGAUGAGUUGCGGUAAGUUGUGCGAAGCCAUCCUGGCGUACUAUUUUUACUCAAAGAUAAAUGUGCCAGGGUUGCAAAAAGUGAAAUGAGAGGCGCAGAGAAAGUCCGAACAAUUUUUGAAAACCCGGAAAAAAUAUGUUUCAAAAUGUUUUCGAAAGAACUAGAGAGAGCUAGAAAAUUUGAUGCGCAUUCUCGAACCCUUCUAUAAAAAUCUGUAGACUCAGACGACUAGAGUGCAGUGAGAGACGCAGAGCUAACAGACAACUAGAGUCUACACUCUUCUUCAUUUUCAGCGCAAAAAUCGAGAAAUACGAAGAAACCAAAGCAGCCCUUGAACGUGAUCGUGUUAUGCUCGACAAAAGAAACAAGGAAAUCGAGGAGCUGAACAGAAACCUCAAAGCUGAAUCUGAAGCCAACUAUGAGAAUGCGAAAAAAGCGGCAGAAUUGGAGAGACUUCGAGAAAAAGAGAGAAAAGAAUGGGAAGAAAAAGAAAGAAAAAUGCAAAUGGAAGCUGAAAAUGAGGCAAAUAAUUAUAAGACUCAAAAUGAGAAACUGAAAAAUGGAUUGGAGAAUUUGCAAGGGGAAUUUGAUCGACUUCAAGCACAAAGAAAACAACAAGAACAGACAAAUGCGGAAUUGAUUGAUGAAGUUGCUGGAUUUAAACAAAAAGCUGAAAGAGCUGAAGAACAAAGAAAGAAAAUAUCAGAAGAUUUGGAUGCUAUGGAUGAUAAAUUAGCAGCUGAAAAGAGAUUGAAUAAUGAACAAGUUAAACGUAAGCAUUUUAGAAUGGCUUAUUGUCAGCCAAGAUGACAAUUGAAACCACAUAAAAAAUACCCAAAAUAUCUAGAUCCCAAACGUAUCAAAACAUUUUCUGGUAGAUCAAAAAUAUUUUUCUCUAAACCUCUCCUUUUGUGUUGAAUUUCGUCCUGUAGAUUAUUUCAAGUCUCAAAAAAUACUGAACAUUUUCCGAGUAAUAAAUUACAAGCUGUGAAAAUUUAUAUAUCUAAAAAGUUAGAGUACUCGGAAAAUUUCCCGCGUUUUUUUAAGACCUGACACAAUCUUAAGGGUGGUACUAAAUCUGACGAAAUUCAAUGCAAAAGUUAGAGAUUUAGAGAAAAAUAUGUUUUGUUCAGCAGAAAUAUUUUUAAAGUGUGGGAUCUAGAAAUUUGGCUGGUAAAUCAAACACUUUGACUUAAAAUCCCAUUCCAAUUCCAGAAAACAAAAAAUUGGAAAACUCGCUAAAAGCCACCCAAAAACAACUAGAAAUCGCUUUGGCUGAAAAACACUCAUUCGACGUGGAUUGCAAAAAACGUGAAUCGGAAAUUGGAGAAUUCAAAAGAAAGGCUCAAGCCGACGCAAAUUUGAUCGCAAAAUUGCAAUCAGCUUUGAGAAGAUGUGUUUCGAGAAUUGAAGAAUUGGAGGAAGAUUUGUUGGAAGAAAGAAAGAAUCGAAUGAAAGUGAGUUUUGGUGGGAAACAUUUGAAUGAUUAUAUCAAAAUUUUAUACAGAUAUUUUUAAAUAAUACACUUUUGAAACGUAUUUUACCCAUUAAUUUUUUAGUAGGAAAAUUCUUCUGAAACGAAUUUUAAAAAAUUAUCACUAUUACAAAUUCUAGGCUUCUCGUCAAUUCAACGAACUUCAAACUGAAUUCGACAAUCUUACUGAACAAAUGGCUCAGGCUAAUGGUCAACUCACUGCUGAAGCUCAUAUCAACAAAAUUCGCGCGGAAGAAGUAUCAAAUCUUCGACGCGAUUUACAAAAACGCUCAUUGAAUCAAGAAGCCUACAUUUCGGAUUUGUGCAAUAUGCAAUAUGCAACUGUGAAUAAUUUGAGAAAUUUGAGCCAGCAAUCAGCUAAUUUGGAAACUGAAGCUUUGCGAAUUUUGGAUGCGAGAAGAGCAAUUAGUCAACAACCACUGCCAAAAGUUUAUGUUGAAGAGGAUAGCAGUGAUAUGGAUUCGGUUUAA
Messenger RNA from Caenorhabditis angaria, 8244 nucleotides. NCBI's taxonomy places the organism in Eukaryota, Metazoa, Nematoda, Chromadorea, Rhabditida, Rhabditidae. The record is from the annotation of a GenBank genome assembly.